CAGCAUUCCUCUUACACAUUUGAAAAGUUGAAAAACUUACGCAUGUCACUGUUACUGUAAAAGUGUAUUUACAGAGCAGAAAAGAGUCAAACUUUACUGAGACAAUCACAUUGAAGGAUGACUGUUAGUGUGCCCUUCAACGCAAAUCCAAAAAGCAAAUGGCCCACAUUGUGUCAAAUCCUGGGUAAUCUGUGCCUCAGUCCAGCGGGUUCAAUACCUCAGGAUGUCAAAGGUGCAAUGUUGGACCUCUUAACAGCACUAGGGAUUUUGCAGAUUAUAGUGGGUAUCCUCAACAUCGCAAUCGGGAUUUUGUUUGCAUACUGGGGGAUACAUGAUUACAUUAUGACGUUUAAUGGUCCCUUUUGGCUUGGUGCUGUGUUCCUCAUAUCUGGAAUUAUGACUCUUCUUGUAGGCUGCUGUAGUAGUAUUGUUUUGGAUAUUUUAUCUUUGAUCCUAAACCAAGUCAGUGCUUUUGUGGGUUUUAUGGGUGUUGCAUUGUAUUCAUGGGAUUUGGUGAGCGCAAGCUUUUAUUCAGCAACACUCAUCCAAGAACAGAUGAAGGGAGCUGAUGCCUUUCUGUACUUUGAGGAUUCAAAUAUGAUGUUUCGAAGGACGCUAGAUGUCAUGAUGAUAGCUUUGGCUGUUCUUCAGCUCUGCCUAAACGUCUAUUUUAUUGUCAUAUUAGUGAGAGUAUUUGUCGAGAAGAAUUCUGCAGAAGAACCUCAACUUCACAAACUGCUCCAAGAAGACACCACUGCUGAUCCUGCAUGAGAGACACAAGCAUAAAAAGAUCAUUUUAUUUAAAUCAGUUUCUCUUUUGUAUUAGCAAAACUGAAACGCUAUCAUUAUUCAUGUCUAUCUCUGUUGAUUUUUUUCUCCUAAAUUUAUUACUCAUGAUAAGGAUAUGUCUUAUUUGUGUUCUGUGGUUGACCAUCACAGUGACAUCCUUUAGGGUCCAAAGGAGAUGAAAAUAUCACGAAGCCAAUGUUCCUAUUUGGAAAAAACUAAUAUCUGUAUUUAUUAAGUACUGUAUGUAUUAUUUUUACUUGCUGUCACAGUCAAUGAUGUCACUUUCUUUAUGAAUUUAAUAGUGAAUAAAUGUUAUGGUAAAUGAAAGCAAGAAUAACCUACUGGUUUGAGA
Molecule: messenger RNA, 1141 nt
Organism: Paramisgurnus dabryanus
Lineage: Eukaryota; Metazoa; Chordata; Actinopteri; Cypriniformes; Cobitidae
Cellular component (GO): membrane
Source: RefSeq, a predicted model, not a curated record